AUGGAUUUGCGCUCGGAAACCACUCAAGUCAAAAUGGAUUUUACACAGCAUGAACCAUCUUUGGCCCCCGCAGAAAACAAUGAUCUCAACAGCAACAAUACCUAUCAUCACUUGCGGGCAGCAGUUGAUGAUCCACGACUCCAAAAUGUCUUGGAACAAAUGACGAAGAGCUUCAAAGAUAUCACCGAUAUUUUGUCCCACUCUGAUAUCGUAAAGGACACGAGCAGCGGACUCAGUCUUCUUUACAGAAACUUCCAGGACCUAAGCAAAUUUCGAUACCCGGAAACUCGCACGAUCGGACUCAUCGGCGCCACUGGAUCCGGAAAGAGCUCCCUGAUCAACUCGAUCCUCGACGACGGCAGCCUUGCUCGUUCGAAGAACGACGGACACGCCUGCACCAGCGUGGUAGUCGAGUAUCGGGCUGUUAAUGACCAGAUCGAUCGACCUUAUACCAUCCAAGUCAACUACAUGGAUCCAGAGGAAAUGAGGGGCCUACUUCGAGAGCUCCUCCAGACUGUGCGUCACUACUAUUUCAGAGUCGAAACUGCCACCGAGGCUGUUGAAACAAGUGACAGCGCGGAUGAAGCCGAGGAUGCCGACAUCAAUUCAAUUCCCUAUGGAUUCGAAGAGUCUGCCGAUGUUCUCACUCCGGAAAAAGUGACAGAGCUGAAGCUAUCGAGUGAUGGGGCGUUAGAAACAUUAUAUGCCUUGUUCCGAGACCAGGCUGCUUGUACACCCGAGUUUCUGACAGGGAACGGCGAUCCGAACUCGGAGACUCAAGUGCUGGACAAGCUGUUGCAGAUGGCAACAGAUGGAUUGUAUCGCCGUCCAGGCAAGAUGACAUCGGGCUGCUAUAUCCAGGCUACAGACGGCAUUGACGAAUGCAAACGGUAUCUUGACCUUCUGACCACAGAUGGCCGAGGAAACGAUCCCGCAAUCUGGCCUUUUGUCAAGCUGAUCAGGGUGUACCUCGACUCCCCCAUUCUGAAGUCAGGCUUGGUGUUGGCUGAUAUGCCCGGUCUACGAGACUCGGACUUCAUCAGAAAAAAGGUCACCAUGAAGUACAUCAGGUGGAAUUGCAAUGUUCUCGGAUUCGUCACGUGGAUUGAUCGAUGUGUCGCCGAUCCGACGGUUGAGGAAAUAUCGGCGAGGUUCAAACCCACUUUCCCACAAGUUGUCCUGGUUACUGGGAUAGAUGUCGUCAACCCGCAUGAGUACGCUAGGAACAACACAGAGAGUGCAGAACAUGUGAAACGACUCAACGACAAAAUCAGCGCUCUGGGCCAUGAGAUAGAAGCUCUCUGCUCUGCUAGAGAAGACGCAGAGGGAGCUGAAAGGGUCUUGACCGAGUCGCGGAUUUUGGCACUGCAGGACGAGAAGGACAAGCUUGACUUUGAACGAACCAAAUUCCUGAUUGAAGAUCGAAACGAUCAAGUCAUCCGAGAGAUGGCUAGAAUGAGAACUCGCAAGAAUAAGAAGGUCUUCUGUGUCAGCAACGCCUACUUCAAGAGAUUUGGUAAGGGGAAAACUAAGAAGGCAAAGAUGCGGGCUGAGCUCAGCGGAAUCCCCCAAUUGCACCAAUAUUGUUCGUCCGUACCCGCACAAGCGCAGUUUGACACCAUCUCCAGUUUCAUCAGAACCAAGGUUCCCUCUGAGCUCAACUCCUUGGCCCUGUGGACUUUACCUGCGUUCGACGAUGCGGACGAGCUGAAAGCCGCGAGCAUCCGCCUUCUCCUGGAAAAUGCGGAACGUCAGCUUCACAAGCGAUUCCAGCUUCCUUGGGGAAUUGUGAUCACCGCUCGGUAUAACCUGGCUCAAGCAUUCACAGUGCUGAUUCUUGGGGCAAUUGAUGACAUUGCGAAGGAGUGGCGGGACGCAUGUAUUGAAGCUGGCAAGCAAUGGAGGAAGUGGCGACACAACACCUUUACAGCUUUCUGUCGUCACCUUGGGGAGCAUUCAACUCCAUCUCGACCCAAUCAUGCUUGGAAUAAAGAGCUACUCAGCCCAGCAAUCAAAAGGCUGGAGGUUGAGUGGGACGCCUUGAUGAACUGGAUGGACUCGGAGAUCGUUGAACUUACGCAGGGCAUCGAUGAACAUUCCCAGGCUAUUUGCCGGAUGCUUGAAACACAAUCUAUCAUGCCUACCAGAUCUUGCAAGGGACUGGUGGAGGCCAUGAAACUCCGCCAGAAAGCCAUCGAAGAGGCGUUCAAGUUGACCUUGGAAAAAGUCAAAGAUGCUGCUGAGGUCAUGAAGGACACUAUGCUCAGCGAUGAUCCUCUGGACUCAUACGUCGGAGAUUUCAUGUAUCCGGCCUAUCAGGCAUGCAAUGACGUGGAAGGGAAGGGAGGUGACCGAAAACGCAAAAACAUUCUCACCGAGUACACCGGGCCCAAGGACCUCGUCGGCAACUACUAUGCUCGAGCCAAGACCGAGUUCAAUCGGAUUGUUGGCGAACAUUUCAAGGAACUCCAAAAGGAAGUUGACGAGCUGGUGGGAAGCCUGGUCAGUGACUUACAUAACGUUGCGGCCAUAGACGGACAAAUCCCAGAGGCGGCCAGGGACAAGGAGUUUGCGGGAGUUGUCAGUGAGAAGGUUGAUUUGACCGACACGCUCAUGAAGGAAGCACAGGCACUCGUGCUCGAGCUGGAAAGGAAGGAAAAUUGA
Molecule: messenger RNA, 2664 nt
Organism: Penicillium subrubescens
Lineage: Eukaryota; Fungi; Ascomycota; Eurotiomycetes; Eurotiales; Aspergillaceae
Exons: 14
Coding region: 1-2664 (887 amino acids)
Source: RefSeq, a predicted model, not a curated record